CGCUCAUGCCUGCUGGUGUCUGACUCCGUGAGGAUGGACGGUGUGUCGUUGGGUCUGGUGGCCACACCGGCCUCACCACGUCCGAACUGCACCACGGAUUCAGAGGAGGACACGGUGAAUGGAGGGAUGCACACCUUCAACCAGACGCACAUGAGGAAGGCUUUCCAGCUCAUGAACGACCUGAGGAGUAAAAAGAUGCUGUGUGACGUCCAGCUGGUGGCGGGGAGCGUCGAAGUGCCAGCUCACAGGGUGGUCCUGGCAUCCUGUAGCCCCUACUUCUGUGCCAUGUUCACAGGUGACAUGAGUGAGAGCAAAGCCCAUCAGGUGGAGAUCAGGGAGGUGGAUGGACAGACCCUGAGAAAGCUGGUGGACUACAUCUACACAGCUGAGAUCGAGGUCACAGAGGACAACGUGCAGGUUCUGCUGCCAGCAGCCUCGCUCCUCCAGCUGAUGGAUGUUCGUCAGGUCUGUUGCGAGUUCCUGCAGUCUCAGCUUCACCCCACCAACUGUUUGGGCAUCAGAGCGUUUGCUGACCUGCACACAUGCACGCAGCUUCUCAACCAAUCCCACGCGUACGCCGAGCAGCAUUUCACUGAGGUGGUGCAGGGAGAGGAGUUUCUAGGCCUUUCUCUGCAGCAGGUAUGCAGCCUCAUCUCCAGUGACAAACUCACCGUUUCCACAGAGGAGAAGGUGUUUGAGGCUAUGAUAGCUUGGAUCAAGCACGAUAAACCAGCUCGUCUGGAGUACAUGCCCAAACUGAUGGAGCAUGUCAGACUUCCACUACUGUCCAGGGAUUACCUGGUGCAGAUUGUCGAGGAAGAGGCUUUGAUAAAGAACAACAACACCUGCAAAGAUUUUCUCAUAGAAGCAAUGAAGUAUCACCUGCUUCCAGCUGAGCAGCGGCACCUCAUCAAGACAGACAGGACCCGACCACGAACUCCCAUCAGCAUCCCAAAAGUGAUGAUUGUGGUGGGCGGUCAGGCUCCUAAGGCGAUCCGCAGCGUGGAGUGUUACGACUUCCAGGAGGAUCGAUGGUACCAAGUAGCCGACCUUCCUUCAAGACGCUGCCGGGCAGGUGUGGUUUCCAUGGCAGGGCGUGUGUAUGCAGUCGGGGGCUUCAACAGCUCACUGCGGGAGCGAACAGUGGACGUGUACGACGGAGGGAGGGACCAGUGGAGCGCGGUGGCGAGCAUGCAGGAGAGACGCAGUACACUGGGAGCUGCUGUGUUGGCAGAUUUGCUUUACGCUGUGGGGGGCUUUAACGGAAGUAUAGGGUUGUCCACAGUAGAAGCCUUCAGUUAUAAAAGCAAUGAGUGGAUGUAUGUAGCCUCCAUGAACACGCGACGCAGCAGUGUGGGCGUCGGGGUGGUCGACGGUAAGUUGUAUGCUGUAGGAGGCUAUGAUGGAGCAUCUCGCCAGUGUCUCAGUACGGUGGAAGAGUACGACCCCGUCAGUGAUCAGUGGUGCUACGUGGCUGACAUGAGCACACGGCGCAGUGGAGCAGGUGUGGGUGUGUUGGGUGGUCAGCUGUAUGCAGCAGGAGGACAUGACGGUCCUCUGGUGAGGAAGAGCGUUGAGGUGUACGACCCACAGACCAACACCUGGAGGCUGGUCUGUGACAUGAACAUGUGCCGACGAAACGCAGGUGUCUGUGCCAUUAAUGGGCUGCUGUACGUGAUUGGCGGGGACGACGGGUCCUGUAACCUCUCCUCCGUAGAGUUUUACAACCCAGCCACAGACAAGUGGAGCCUCAUUCCCACCAACAUGAGCAAUGGACGCAGCUAUGCUGGAGUCGCAGUGAUUGACAAGCCAUUAUGACUAGAAGCCUCCCACAGCAUCAGCUCUGCGUCAGCAGCCGGUUUCACGGAGACUCUCACUGACGUCUGAAGCUCACCAGGAAAACGGAGACGUAACGCCUGAGAUAAAACACUGUCCAAAUGGACGGGACGCCCUCAGCCCUCAGCUGACUUAACAAUCAAGGAUGCAUCUGAGGAGUUUUUUGGCGGUAAACCACAGCCUGAUUUUGUUGCUCUGUCCAAGCAAUUUCCUUUAGUGAGAUCCUGACUUUAAGGAGACUGUUGCACUGGAAAAGAAACAAUAGUCACAGAAUAGAGGGUUUAUAAGAACUUUGUCUUGGUGAGUUUUUUUCAAAUGCCAAGCACAUAAGUGGCUGUAUCAGCUGACAUAAGACUCACUCAGACACUCAUGCAGGAAAGACUUGGACUCUUGGAAAGAACUGACCCAGGUGGGCCAAACGGAGCAGAGUGCUUUAGAAGCUCUGUGGUGUAGCGGCAGCGUUCGUGUGAUGGACUAAAUCAAACCUGGGAGGUUUUAUUUUUUAUUAUGAGACUUGCCACAGAAUAUAAAUCAGCUCAUGGCAACUUACUGCUCAGCUUGAUUUUAAGUGAUGAACCAGGUCGUUUGAUCGCCAUCGGCAGGUCCAGACAGCUGCAGCGUAACGGAGGUGUCGCGUGGAGUGUAUUUGUUCUCAGCACGGAGGCCCGGACCUCGAGAGCCGCAAGAUAAUUUAAAGAAUGUAGAAAACAUCUUAUAUGCAAAUCAGCUAUCAUAUUUAAUAUUUUUGAGAUUGUUUUUAAAGAGGUUAAAAAUCCACUGCUGUGGCUUAAGACCCAGUCAGUUCGACACAGAAGGACCUGACUCGGCUGUCGACACACUACUGAUGCACUGAUCACUUGCACUGACUGAUGCAGACCGGCAGGGUGGCCGUCUGACUCGCUGAUUGGCCGGCCCGGAUGUCUGCCCAUCUUUCUGACCGACCAGCUGGAUCGCUGACCUGCUGUCAGACAGACUGCCGCUCAGCUGUCCGUCUCUGUUACUGAUCGUACUCGUGGGAGCAUUUUAACGCACCGCUUAGAGGCCAAUAAUUUCAUCCGAAAUUGUAAAAAAAAAACAGUGCCAGCUCAGAUGAUCAGAAUAAUGCUGGAGUCACAUGGUGUUUUUAUCUCUUAGUGACAAGUUGAAAUGAUGAAUUGUUUCUGUUCAUUGUCAAAGGGAGUGUGUCAAAAUGCACUGUAGAAACUGAACUGUUAAAUUCUCAUGUAAAGAAGCAGGUUCAAGAUUUUCUAUUUAUUAUUUGGGACGAUUGAUCGCACAGCAUUUAUUCAUAUCAACGUGAGGUUCUCAUCUCUUUUCUCAGCCUUGUGUUACACUUGUGCUCUGCUCACAUUCAUUCAGAUGAUGGUGGGUGUAUUUUAGGUGUAGUUAUUCAGUUGCCUGACUGGUGCCAUAGCUUUGACGAAAAGAGAUUCAGAGAAGCUGUUGAACGAAAGGUCUCCUCAGCCAGCCUUUCACUUCUGCCUGCAGUCGUCCAAAAAUCAUGGAGUAACUGGAUGCGAUUAGCUGUCGUGGCAGAAAAGCGUACAAGAUACUUCAAAGACCACACUGUUGUUUUUGUAUGACAUUAGUCCCAUUCAUUCAGAUUGAUUCAUGUGUUUCUCGUGUCUUCCAGGAAGUUGGUUUCAGCUCAUAUGAUUACGACAUAAAACUCAAAUUGGAGUGACUUGAAACGAGUGAUCACUGUGAGGGAGUCUCCGGGCAUGGACUCGAAGCUCAAACUGCUGCCUCUACAGACAGGACAGCUGAGUCAGAAUCUGAAGCACACAGUUAUAGCAACAGCAGCAUUACGCCACGCUUCACGAUGAAGACACGCUUCAUGUUGAAACAUUAGCGCGUGCCCCAAAUUCCUAGAGCAAAACCCCAGAUGCUGCUUUAAAUGUUUUGACAGUUAUCGUGGCGCAGUAAUGCAGGUAAAUGGCACGGGCUGUGUGGUGCGUUCAUGUGUCUGCAAGUCCGAAGUGCAUACUGCUAAAAUUGCAGAGUCCACCUGAGCACAGCCGGCGUUGCAGCACGAGCAGGCACAAAAUCUAAAUCCAAAAGACAAACAACAGCAAACAUGGAGUGAUUCCUACCAAAUUUGGCAGCAACACAAGUCCUGUGCUGUUCUUUGAAACCACUUCUGCAUUCUUUCAUUCACUUUUUACAUUAUGGACACUCAAUACUUUCUCUGGUAAAGAAAAAGUUGUGGACACUAAAGCCUCAUCUGCAUUUUCUCUCACUGUUGACGAUGUAGCGUUGAGUCAAAGGUGAAACAUGGGGUUUUUUUUUAUAGCAAAAAAAAAUUAGCAUACACAUCACCAACACUGCUUUCUCAUUCCAUUGUGGUGAUUUUGGAGGGCACUGCAUGGAGCAUAAAUUGCACACUGAGAAUUCAACACUUAAACGAAAUGACUGAAGGUAAAUAAAUGCACUAAGUAGCAAAUAAGGGGUGAUUUCAAGCACAGCUGUGGGUGUUGAAGCCUCCGAUCAGCAUCUGAACCUACCAGAGGGAAAGCUGCUUUUCUAAAAAAAAAUCUAUAAUGUCUUAGCUGCAUUACUGCUCCUUUAAAAUAAGAACUACUCAGUUCACUUGCACGGGUCAUCUAUCUGAAUCAAGGUCAAGUCUCUUGUUAGCUGAUGUCCACAUUGUUUUGAGUAAAACGGAAACCAAUGACUGCCUGGAUUGUAGGAAAAAUGCAUUUUCAGUCUAAACACAGUUAUACUGACAAUUAUCAGUACGUUUUAAAUAAAUGCAGUUUGAUGUUUGGGCUACAACAUCCAAAAAUCACAUCAGUACAUUUGAGGUUCAAAGUUCAUUCUUGAUCUUGGCAACAGGAACAGUGUCACCUCGAGGUCCAUUUAGUCGCUGUGCUGGAGCUUUUGACCAUAUUACAUGGCCCUCAUUAGUAGCUUGAGUUUGCUGGAUUGUGAUGGAUCAGCUGAUGAUUCUGAAGGACGUUUCAUCCACGUUGACUUAAAAGUUGAAUUCUGAACCCCAGCUGUUGAAGACUUGGUCGAAAGCUCCAGAAGACCCACUAAAUGGACCUUGAAGUGCGAUUUUGUCAAGAGGUAUGGUCCUUGAGGUUUUCAGAUGAAUAAUGUUCUUACAAAGCGCAGAUGUUAUAUUUUUAAUAUCAGAAACUGUGGGUGUGUGAACUUGACAGUUAAUAUUGUGAGUAUUGACGUGUGUGUGGGAAAUCGUGGUUUGUGAAGUUGAAGCUUGUGCACUGUACUUACAGGUGAUAUGUAAACCUUCAGACUUGAAAUAUUAACACGAAUACUAAGCAGGCUUACUUUGCAAAAAAAAACCGCUCUAAACCGACUUGUGCUGCUUUGUCUGAAAUUGUAAAAAUAUGCAUUUAGGAUGUUUUAUAUGAAAUGAACUUCCUGUUUCUCUCGCACAAAAGCUGACUUUGUGUUGAAAGGACAGAAUGACAUUGAAAACCGGGAGUUGGAUUUGAUUUUGACUCUCAGCUGAACAGGAGUUUAAUGUGUCGUCUGUUCAUUGUGAACCAGCUGCACAGCAGGGCCUUUGUGCGGAUGUAAACAGAAGCAGUACGUUGACACAGAUGGUUUACGUCGGCCUCCAGUGUCACGUUUUGGCAUCUCUGAUACACUUUUAUGAAACACUUAAGAAAAUGUUUGUUUGGAAAAUAUCAGUUAACAGUAGAGGAGUUUCAUUACACAAACUAGAAUCCACUGUUAUGUGAAAGUACACCUGAUUUGCCAGGUUAAUGCUAGCACAAAAUACAAUAAAAAUCAUGGUGAUAUAUGUUAACUGUGAAUCCAAUAUGCACAACAAUAUUAUAAAUUAGCAGUGUUGGAAAGUAAAAUACAUUUUACUUAAGUAAAAGUUUGAGCUACUUGAGUAUUUCCAUUUUCUGCUACUUUAUGCUUCUACUCCUCUACAUUUCACAGGGGAAUGUUGAAUAAUAUACUUUUUACUCGACUACAUUUAUUUGACAACUGUACUUACUUGGCAGAUUCACAUUAAUUUGACACAAAAUAUAACAUACAAAUAAAUGAUGAUGUCUUCUCAUAGGUUAAGAUAAAAAUUUUAUUGAACCCAGGGGUAAAUCCAGCUCUAUGUAAACUCAUUAAAAUUAGCUCCACCUUUACCAGCCGCAAUGUUAAAGCACACAUUAAUGCAUUGAUAAUUAUAAUACAGCAAUAAUAUAUCCGCUGUUCUUACAUGGGUCAUUUUGCAUAAUGAAUACUUAUGUAUUAUACGUAUAUUUUGAUGCUUGUACUUUUACUUGCAGCACUGUGGUAUUGCUACUUUUAUGUAAAAGAUGUGACUACUUCUUCCGCCACUGGAAAUCAUAAAUAUUGAAUUUUUAUUAUUGUAAUCAUUAGCUUUGGGUGAUGAUCAAUGCCUGUCUAGUAAGCCCAAUGCAUCAUAUCAUCAGUUUUGCAGCUGGGUGGAGGGAGUUUCAGUGGUCUCUAUAAACAAUGUCGUCAACAGUGGUGAUGAUUUUUUAAUUCAGACUUUUCCUUCAGAUUUAACACAUUUAACACAACAUUCAGCAGCACUGAGUAAGGAAGGAGACCCCGAGUCAGAUCUAUUCAUUGUAUAGGUGGUCUAUUCAGUUUGCAAAUGUCAUCGCGAUUUGUUUCAUCAGAUAUAAAAAUAUUUAAUAGGCUGAA
Messenger RNA from Chelmon rostratus (copperband butterflyfish), 6483 nucleotides. RefSeq names its product kelch-like family member 3 (gene klhl3). NCBI's taxonomy places the organism in Eukaryota, Metazoa, Chordata, Actinopteri, Chaetodontiformes, Chaetodontidae. The record is from RefSeq and is a predicted model, not a curated record. Bases 34 to 1818 code for a protein of 594 amino acids. Gene Ontology annotation, molecular function: protein binding. The transcript is spliced from 15 exons.